This is a messenger RNA of Passer montanus (Eurasian tree sparrow), 761 nucleotides long. Its product is annotated as phospholipase A2-like. Gene Ontology annotation, molecular function: phospholipid binding; calcium ion binding. NCBI's taxonomy places the organism in Eukaryota, Metazoa, Chordata, Aves, Passeriformes, Passeridae. The record is from RefSeq and is a predicted model, not a curated record. Gene Ontology annotation, biological process: arachidonate secretion; phospholipid metabolic process; lipid catabolic process. The transcript has 4 exons. The coding region runs from base 206 to 685 and encodes 159 amino acids.
GACCGCGCUGGGGCUCGGGGGCAUCGCAGGAGAGGGUGUUCCACUUCAGACGGGCGCGGAGCCAUGUGUAUAUAAAGCCUGGGGCAGCAGCCCGGCAGGGUUGUUUAGCACAACCACACCUCGGCUUACUUGGCAGCCCGGCGAGGCACGGCCGGAGUGCCGGCAGCUGAUCCCCGAAGUACCCGAGUGUGGGAGCGAUCUGCCCAUGGGCCCCCGCCUGCUGCUGGUUCUGGUGCUGCUUCAGGCAGUUUGGAAAGGUGCUCUGGGAAAGUCCCAUUCACUGCACACUCGAGGAAUCAUUGAACUGGCUGGAGCCAUAACGUGUGGCACAGGACGGUCUCCCUUGGCAUAUAUUGGCUAUGGGUGCUACUGUGGACUGGGAGGACGAGGUUGGCCUAAAGAUAAAACAGACUGGUGCUGCCACAGGCAUGACUGCUGCUAUGACACAGCAGAGAAGGAAGGCUGCAACCCCAAGGUGCAGCGCUACCAGUGGGCGUGUGAGCAGAACACCGUGCGGUGCGAUAACCUGACAGACCGAUGUGAAAAAAUGGUGUGCCUGUGUGACCAAGAAGCAGCCAAGUGCUGGGGAGCAGCCCCAUAUAAUCCUCACUUCGUCCUCUGGCCAGACUUUUUAUGUGGACAGACUCAUCCCACCUGCCAUGUCAGAUAUGGGGGGCCAGAAUAGUCUUUUUAGGACCUUUCUUCAAACAAUUUGAACUUGAAGGUGGUGGAAUAAACUUUUUCCUCAUUUUCCAGAUCUA